Vespa velutina is the source of this 7740-nucleotide messenger RNA. It is a transcript of the gene HDAC4, whose product is annotated as histone deacetylase 4. The record is from RefSeq and is a predicted model, not a curated record. NCBI's taxonomy places the organism in Eukaryota, Metazoa, Arthropoda, Insecta, Hymenoptera, Vespidae. Gene Ontology annotation, cellular component: histone deacetylase complex. Gene Ontology annotation, molecular function: histone deacetylase activity. The coding region runs from base 1 to 2715 and encodes 904 amino acids. The transcript is spliced from 13 exons. Gene Ontology annotation, biological process: negative regulation of transcription by RNA polymerase II; chromatin organization.
AUGUGUCUUGACGUAAUUGCAAGCCUUUUAUUCUUGGAGUUCUUGCAACGACUUUGGGAAAAGCAGAAACAAUUGGAGGAGCAAUUGAGGGAAAAGGAACGAUUAGAGGCACUCAGGAAGAAGGACAAGCACGAUCAUAGCGCCAUCGCUUCAACGGAGGUCAAACAACGUCUUCAGAAAGACAGCAUCGGAGCCGAACCUGAAGGUGCGACUAAAACAGCGCGUGGAGAGGAAUAUGGCGGCCUUGCGGCACUCGCCCCUGAUGGCACGAAGGAAGGAUCGUCUUCUGUCGCACCUCAAGCGGAAGUCGCUACUAGCAAGUACGUCACCUUCAUUUUACGCUCAAGAGGACCGUCUUCGGACGAACUCGCAAGACCAUCCUCCGCGCAUGCUGGUAGCAAUCCAGAAUCGGGGCCUAACUCACCGCCGACUGUUAAUAAUUCUCAGGCGAGUCCCACCGCAGGAAGCAAUACAGCGAUACAAGAGGAAAGCGAAAGUACGAGUUAUGGUGGCCCGCUGACGAGUAGUAGUCAACAGGGAAGUCUCUCGGAUCUUUCGUUAUUUAGUUCACCGUCCAUGCCCAAUAUCUCUUUGGGAAGACCUCAAAUUCCAUCCAGCUCGGCUCAGAGCGGAUCGAAAUUAGCACCAGUCUCUGAAGCUGAAGUUCGUGCCGCAUUUACGGCUCGUCUUGGUAUGCCAUUAACCGGUCAAAUGUUACCAGGCACAUUACCGUUCUAUCCAUCGCUGACGGUCAUCGAUGGAGAUCCUACGUACAUUCACAAACAAAUGCAAAAUUUGGAACAAGUGUCAGUAGGGAGCAGACAACAUCCGGUAUAUCAUACCGCGCCGAUUACGGAUACACAAGUAGCACAUACAAGACUGCAGAAGGCUAGUCACCGGCCUUUAGGUAGUAGAACUCAAUCCGCGCCAUUACCUCUUGGUCAUCCGAUGUUGCAAAGUGGUAUUAUGGCACCACCUGCGCAUUACGAGGAAUACCUGAUCGAGAAACAACACCAUGAUCAACAACAGGCGCACAAUUAUUUGAAACAACAGAUUCGUCAGACCGUAUUAACGCGGGUUAGUUCUCGAGGGCAGACCAAUCAGUUGGACGAAGCGCCAGAAAGCGAGGAAUCCGAAGUGAUAGAUCUUACGGGGAAAAAGGAUUUAUCGGAGGAGAGCGAAAUUUCGAAACAACAGAGGGACCGUGAACAGUUUUUGCAACAACAGAGAGAUCUGAUGAUGAGACACACCUUACAGACGAACGAGUCGACGGCCUAUCCUGGCGGAAGGAGUUCACAAUCCGCCAGACCACUCUCAAGAGCGCUCUCUAGUCCGUUGGUACAUUUAGGACCUCAGGGUGGCGGUGGUGAUAUGUUUGCUCGGGGCUCACCUCAUCGAGCUAACACAGGAUUGGCAUACGAUCAAUUGAUGCUAAAACACGCCUGUGUUUGUGGUGAAACUGUAAGGGGUCAUCCCGAACACGGUGGUAGAUUACAGAGCGUCUGGGCUAGACUAUCGGAAACGGGAUUAUCUCAGCGUUGCAGUCGAGUUCGUUCUCGUCAGGCUACACUUGAAGAAAUUCAAACGUGUCAUAGCGAGGCACACACGCUUUUAUUCGGAACGAAUCCUUUGAAUCGUCAAAAAUUAGACAUGUCGAAACUUCCACAAUUACCGAUCAUUGAAUUGCCUUGCGGAGGAGUAGGCGUUGAUUCCGAUACAACGUGGAACGAAUUAAAUACCGCACCUGCCGCCCGAAUGGCUGUAGGAUGCGUCGUUGAUCUCGCUUUGAAGGCAGCGAUGGGUGACAUCAAGAAUGGCUUUGCCGUCGUUAGACCUCCUGGACAUCAUGCGGAGAGCAAUCAAGCGAUGGGCUUUUGUUUCUUCAAUUCCGUGGCGAUCGCUGCUCGUCUGUUGCAACAAAAACUUGACAUCAGAAAGAUAUUGAUCCUUGAUUGGGACGUUCAUCAUGGAAAUGGAACACAACAUAUGUUCUACGACGAUCCUAGAGUACUUUAUCUCUCCAUACACCGACACGACGAGGGUAACUUUUUCCCAGGUACGGGUGGACCAACGGAAUGUGGUACAGGCGAGGGUUUAGGAUACAACGUGAACGUAGCAUGGUCUGGUGGAUUAAAUCCACCAAUGGGAGACGCCGAAUAUUUGGCAGCCUUUAGAACGAUCGUUAUGCCGAUCGCUAAGGUUUUCGAUCCUGAAAUCGUCCUAGUUUCUGCGGGUUUUGACGCUGCCGUUGGUCAUCCCGCACCUCUUGGUGGCUACAAGGUCAGCCCUGCGUGUUUCGGUAGAAUGACGCAACAGUUGCUAACUCUCGCAGGUGGUAAGGUCGUUCUAGCAUUGGAAGGUGGUUAUGACUUGGCAGCUAUCUGCGAUUCCGCUCAGGAGUGCGUUAGAGCUUUGCUAGGUGAUGAACCAACUCCAAUUCGAGAGGAUGAACUCACGCGGGCUCCUUGCCAAAAUGCCAUUGAUACAUUACAAAAGACUAUCGCCAUUCAGAUGUCUCAUUGGCAAUGCGUUAAACUCUUCGCUCAUACCGUCGGUAUGAGCGCAAUUGAGGCGAGUCAGAAGGAACACGACGAAACAGAAACAGUAUCUGCUAUGGCUUCGCUUUCCAUGCAACAGCCAACGAAUCUUACAACUACGCCGGAUCAUUCCCGAGAAGUCUCUGAGGAACCGAUGGAGCAAGACGAGGCAAAAUGAAGUCUACUCGUUUAAAAGAUGUUACCGAUUAUCGAGAUCAUAUUGAAAAUGAGUUGAGAAACGUCAUGAACGCGGAGGUAGAGGAACCGGAUGAAAAAAUGAAAACGAGGGAAUCUCGUUUUUUUGUUUUUCAAAGAUAAAUGUAAAUCAUGGAUUUGGUAUGUUUCAUUUGGAAAGAUUAAUCCAUGAAAAGUCUACGGUGAUGAGAUCGUCGACGUGUUGUUUAUCGCUAUAUCUGUAAGUCGUCGACGAACCUUUGAUGGCGUUUUUUUUUUUCUUUUUUUCUUUUUUUGAAAGACACAACAAAGCAUUGGAAAAAAGUUUGUCAAAUUUUUUGUCGAAUUAAUAUUGUCGUUCAACGAACGGAAUUGUGUAAACGCGCGAGUAACACUAUUCGCGUGUUAAGAUUAUCACGAAGCGAAAGAGCCAUUAUUUGUCGCUUCUUAAUUGGAUAAUCUAAUUUUUUGUCCUUUUUUUUCUUUUUUGUCUCUCUCUCUCUCUCUCUCUCUCUCUCUGACAUUUUUUUUCUUUUUUUAUCUUUUUCUUCUCUUCUUUGUUUCAUUUUUCUUUUCUCUUUCUUUUUAUUUAAUUGUCCAUCUCACAGAGUAUACGAUCCAAUUUCGUUGUAAAAAGUUGUUGUAACUUGUAUAGAUACAAUUUUUCGAAGAAAAGGGCUCAAGUAUGGAAGAAAUGAUUUUCGGUCCUCCGUUAAUAACAUUGGAAGUCUGUCAUAUAGAACUUCUUACCAGUGUCUUAUUAAUCAACAACGAAGGAUCCCCCGUGGUUUGAGAUAAGAGAGAAACAAAAACUGUCAACAGGCACGAACACAAUUCUUUUUAUUAACAUUAUAAUAUUAUAUAGAAGUUAAUAAAGGAGAAUUGACACGUAAAGAUAAUUAAUUAAUUUGUGCUUUAAUAUUUAAUGUGUAUCGAAAGAUAACAACAAACUACUUACUUUUUCUUUUGUCUCUUCUUUUUUUUGUUUUUUUUUUUCUUUUUUUCUUUUCUUUUCCAAUCCAAUUUUAAGCUAUACUCCUAUUAAAGAAUUGUAUUAUGUAUCGUUGACAGUGUUUGGAGUGUGCUUACUAAGGAAUAAGGUGUCUGUGUAUAUAUAUAUAUAUAUAUAUAUAUAUACACAGACAGACACACACAUAUAAAAUACAAUCUUAUGCUUAUCGUACUUGCUUUUCAUAUACAUUAAUAAAACGUAUUCUACAUCUUCUACGUACAUAAAAUUUAAAGUAAGUGAAAACGAGAGUGAUAGUGGUGGGGGAGGGGUGGCCGGGAGAGAAAAAAUGCAUACAAGACUUCGCGAGCAGAUUUAAAGAAUUGUCACAUUUAUGCAAUGAAUUGUACAAAUUGUUUGAAAAUUAAUCUAUUGUUGGAUCUACUCUGUACAACAAAGAAACUUUUGCCAUUAUUGAUGUAAACAAUAUUGUUUUGUAUAUAAUGAUCAUAUUUCAUUGUUUACGUUUAACGUAUUUCGCAUUAAUCCUAUUAUUGUGGCACAUUUUAAAAUGAAAAUUAUUCUACUGUGUGCUGCUGGUACAAUGACAUUUACAUAACACGAUGCAAACACACAUUAUAGCCAUUAUUAUAUCUUAAUCGUUCGUUAUUACUUAAUCGGUUGAUACGCAUCAUAUAAACCAUAUCCAUUCAAUUUUAUUAUCAAUUUAAGCAAAUAAUGUAUGUUUUGUUUUCUGCAAAAUUUAUUCGACGUACACAUACACCUUUCAUCUAUAUAUAUAUCAGCAACUUUUUCAAGACACACAUAUAUAUAUAUAUAUGUGUGUGUGUGUGUGUGUGUGUGUUUUAUGAUAAAAGGGAUUAAAGUAAGGUAAGAACAACGAAUAUAUUUAAUUGAUCGUUGUACGAGUCUUUUGAAAUUCUUAAUUAUAUAUUUCAUCUCAGGUUACGAUAUGUAUAUGUAUAUAUAAAUAUAUAUAUAUAUAUAUAUAUAUAUAUAUAUAUAUAUAUAUAGGUCUCAUUUUUAUCUUGCACGCGAAGUCUUUUCACGCCAUUGGCUGGCUGGAUUGCAUUGAAAUUAAAAUUUGAUAAGUGUAUUAAAAAGACAGUAGAGAUAAAGAUACAUUGUUCGUCUUCUGCCAAAAGGAAAAACAAAGAGAAAGGAAAAGAAAAAGAAAAAAAAAAAAAUAAAUAAAAAAGAAAAAAAAAGAAAGAAAGGAGAAAAAGAAAAAAAAAUUUAAUAAUAAUAAUAAUAAUAAGAAUAAUAAUAAUAAUAAUAAUAAUAAUAAUAAUAAUAAAAAAUUAAAAUAUGGCAAAGAUAUACUACGUGCGUUGUGCUGGUCACUGGCGCUUUGUUUUCACCUACAUACAUAUAUGAUUUUAAUUCUGUUUAAAAAACAUUCUUAUUUACGAAGAAAAAGCUGUCAUGGCACAGCCCGGAAGUCCUCGUGAACGGUAGUGUUUUAUGAUAAAUGACAUGAAAAGAUUUUUGUAUUAUUUAUGUAACACAACGGGUGAGAUUAAGAAUGGUAGCUGAUAAUCCUCUAUAAAUUAAUAUGUUAGUUCGAGGUGAAACAUUGUAUUUGUUAAAUAUUAUUUUUAUUUUGUUUUUUUUUUUUUUUUUUUUUUUUUUUUUUUUUUCGUCACAAGUCACAAUCAAUAUAAAGUUCGUAUCGUUAAACUUAAUAUCUCUUUAGUCUAAGUUUAAUAUAAUGUUAUUAAGUUUCACGUUAGAUAAUAAUUUUAUUUGUAAAACAAAGAAAACUUAAAUUAUAGAGGAUUAAUGAAGAAGUGCAUUUUUAGCGUGCUCGUUGGAAUGAGAUAUCCUCUUAGUGGUUUAUAUUUGAAAACAAUUAUGAUGAAGAUAGACGAGAACUUCGUUGAUGAAUUUUUUAUAAAAGUUCUUUUCUCCUUUCAAAGAUAUAUUACAUUUUGCACGAUCAGUGUAUUUCAAUGUACGAUCGAGAGAAGGUUUAUUACGCACAAACAAUUUUUUUUUUUUUUUAACAAUUUUUGAUCGUCCGACGUCUCACUCUCUCUCUCUCUCUCUUUCUCUCUCUCUCUCUCUCUCUCUUAUCGUUGGAUUGAUUAAAUUUUUCGCUUUAAGAUAAUAUUUGUAAAGCAAGUUUUGCAUGAUAGAUGAAUUUCUUGAGAAUAUAAUUAAAACAAAAAAAAAAACAAAAAAAAAACAAAAAACAAAAAAGAAAGAAAGAAAGAAAAAAAAUAAGUAACAUUUCAUUGGAUAUAAUAACGGUACAAGUUGCGCGUGUGUUUUCUUAACGUUUCAUGUAUUUUAUUCUUGCCGUAUAUAAUAAACAUUGUCAUGGGAGACACUGCCAAAUUGAACACAUGGCAUAAUGUAGAACGUUUAACGGAGUUUUCGUUUUUUUUUCUUUUUGUUUUUUUCUAUUCUUUUGUUUUGUUUUUUUUCUCUCUCUCUCGAGCAUGCAAAGGAUGCACCGAUGUAAUAUUACCGAUCCCGUAAUCUGUUACAAAUUUAAUGAUGUUAGAUAUUUGAAAAGAAAAAUAUAUAUAUAUAUAUAUAGUAUAUAUAUGUAUUAGAUUGUCCUUUGUAUUUUGUCAAUGUUGAAAGAACCAUUCACGAUGAUUUCAUUUCUUAUUACGGACAAAGGCUGGUGUGAUUUUUGUGAUAUUUUGUAAAAAGGUUUAUUAACGUAUGGUGUUAAUGAAGGGUGUAACGUUGCCGUGGAAUGCGGGAGAGUUAGAGAGAAUGUUAGAGAGAAGAAUGUCUGAGAGUUAGUAAGAGCUAGAAGUGAGAGAGAGAGAGAGAGAGAGAGAGAGAGAGAGAGAAAAUGGCGGAGAGACGACAGAAGGAGGAUAAGAGAAAAAUAUACUUCAGAUACAAGCAUUUAUUUUUGUGUCAUGCAUUUUACGAAAGCAGAGAUGAAUUUAAGAACAUUUAUUGAUAUAAUAAAAAGAACGAAUUAGAAGAAUAUAUUGUAUAUGUAAAGUGUUUGGCAUACAAACAAAAUAAAAAAAAAAGAAUAUAUAUAUAUUAUAUGAGAUAUAUAUAUAAAGUAUAUAUAUAUAUAUAUACAUACAUACAUACAUACAUAUAUAUAUAUAUAUAUACGUUGUAUAGCUGUAUAUCUCACGAUGAACAAAAAAAAAAAGUGGAUAUAUCGUUUAUCGCAAGAAUCUCAAGUGUUUGUUAAAUGUUGUCCCUAGAAAUUUACACAAAUGAAAGAGGAACAAGAGCAAUGUUGAAUUAUUGAAAAGUUCAUUUGCAGUGUAUUUUCAAUACGAGCCCAGCCUAUGUGUGUGUACAUCAUUUUACGAUAACAAUCUAACCAAUGAAAACUUAUAAUGAUUUUUGUAAGAAGGUCGGUUUUAAGUGUAUAUCAUUCGAAUGGAUGAUCGAAUUGAUUUUAUUGUAACAUUAUGGUAAAUAAUCUUAUAUAAAUAUAGACAAGUGUAUUUAACUAUUUAUAAUUUAAGAACGAGUCGAAUGACCGACUUGUUGUGAUUGUUAAAGCAAUCAUAGCGGCGAUGCAGGUGCGAAACUCGAACUUUUUGUACAAUAUAAAUUAAUCGCGACGAGAAAUUUAAUUUUCGUCGUAGGCCUACAGAAUAUGUACUACACUUAUGGCCGGUGUUAAUGAUGCAAAGAUGUCCUGUGUCCUUCUUUUUCUUUUUCUUUUCCUUUCUUUUCUUUUCUUUUCUUUUCUUUUCUUUGCUUUUCUUUUUUCUCUGUACUUUUGAUUGAUCUUAUAUUGACACAAUUUUAUUCUAUUAUUUGAUAAAUUAUUCAUUACAUAAAUCAUUCAAAAUUCUGUGAAAGUUUUUGUUCGAUAGGAGAAGAAACCGAUAACAUUCCUGUAUCAUUUAUAACGGAGCGAUACAAAUUAGAUAUAAGUGAUAUUACGCUACAUUAAAUGCAGAAUAUAACAUGAAGAUAACCGUUAUAAGAAAAUAUUGUUACAUGGAUGCGAAUAUGAUGUCUUUAAAGCAUAAGUUUAAUGCAAUAGCUAUACAUUUUUUAUGUAUAUAAAUGUACUUCGUAAUAUAAUUUUAAAUAAAAAGUAUAGUCAUUGUGUUA